AAUUUUGAGAUAUCUUCUCAGAAAAAAGAAGCGAUGGCGGGAAACGAAUCACAGAAGCAAUUCCUAACUCUUCUCCGCGAAUUCGCAUCUGAAAAAUCUCAAGGAGAGCGAAGAAUAGUAAAUCACAAGAAGCGAAAUCAACAGCUGCAAUCCGAGCUUGAACUUGCACAUGCGGAGGUCGAAGAGGCGAAGAAUCAGAAGGAGAGUGCUGAGCAAGAGCUCAAAGGCUAUGAAGUAGAAUUGGCCAGGAAUGAGUCUGCAAUUCAAACCCUAGAGGAAGGGAUCCUUUGGAUUCAAGAUGAAUUAUCAGCGUAUGGAUCUAAUGUUGAGUCUCUCAAGAAUAAAGAAGCAGAAAAGCGAGAUGACUUCAUAGAGAAAAUGCUUGAGCUCAAUGCACAGAUAAGGAAAUUCCACGAGUCAAUAGCAUCUAUAUUCCGAAAUGAUAAUUGCAGCGAGUCAGCAUCAAAGCCCGGUCCAGCUAAAGCCAAAGGAGAAGAUGCUGAGGCUUUCAAAAGAGAACUCCAGAGUCAGCUAGCUCAGAUAGUUUCUCAGAUCACUAAGGAAGAAGAGGAAUACCAAGUUGAACAGAAUAUUCAUAGGCAGAUUGAAGAAGAGUUGAAUAAUUUGGAAAGAAAAGCAUCACUGAUAGAGGGAAUCAUAAAAGAAAAUAUGGAAAUGCAGGAGUUAGCCAGAUAUCCUUUAAUUUCUGUUGUUUGGUCUUCUGCUCUUUAAAGCUAAUUAUUUAUUAUGUUCAGCUCAUUGGUAGAAGAAGAAUGAGUCCACAGGGGAUUUCAAAAUUUCAUGAACUAUUCCACAUUUAGACAAUAGUCUCAUUAUGUCUUACUGUAUUACCGAGAAACUCUUUCACACCUCAAAAAAAUACAUAUGAAAUUAGCACCCUUGCUUUAGAUUUGUCAACAAUUAUUAUGUCCUUGACUGGAAGUAAGCAGACUUCUGAAUUGGAAAACAAAUGUGCUUCCCUUGGUGAUGAGCUACAGAAGAGGUCGGUAUGUCCCAGAUGUCAUAAGGACAAUACAGCUGCAUUAAGUCAAAUUCUUCAAGCAGGCGAUGAG
Solanum stenotomum is the source of this 1073-nucleotide messenger RNA. Its product is annotated as autophagy-related protein 11. The record is from RefSeq and is a predicted model, not a curated record. The transcript has 8 exons. Bases 34 to 732 code for a protein of 232 amino acids. NCBI's taxonomy places the organism in Eukaryota, Viridiplantae, Streptophyta, Magnoliopsida, Solanales, Solanaceae.